CCGACAACCGAGAGAAGGACGCACCGGAAUCCCAAAACAACAGCGUCUACAUCUCGGGGAAUAAACCUGCGCAGAACAGGGGAAAAAAGGAACAAAAACCGCGCAUCUGUUUGUGUUUGUGUCUGCGUGUGAGUGUGAGUGUGACAGGGACAGAAACAUGGGACCGUGUUCGUCUUCUUGAGUGGAAUAUAAAAAAAAAAAACCUGCAGCAGCGGACCUGAAGGAGGACAGGCACCGGUGCGGGCGCGGGCACGCGGACACGCGGACAUGGCCCACGUAGGCAACGGAGCGACUGCAGAGGAGGAGGACUGCUUUGAAGAUGCCUACGACCGGAUACCUGCGGCUUGUCAGAUGGACCUGCAGACAGCCAUCCAGGAGACUCAGUGUGCUCUCAAUCUCGUCCUCAACAACAAGUUCUCUGAAGCCUUGGACCUCCUCAAACCAUGGUGGAGGGACAGCAUGUACCAUGCGUUGGGUUACAGCAGCAUCCUGGUGAUGCAGGCCACCAUGACCUUCGAGCACAGAGACAUACAGGCUGCCAUGGCAACCAUCAAGGAGGCGUUACAAACCUGUCAGAGGUUCAGGAAGAAGAACUCAGUGGUCGGCUCUCUGUCCAGUCUGAUCAGCAAGCAGUCCAAACUGCAGGAAGAGGAGAUGCACGCAGAGAUCUGCUACGCUGAAUGUCUGCUGCAGAAAGCCACGCUGACGUUUGUACAGGAUGAGAAUAUGAUCAGUUUUAUCAAAGGAGGCAUCAAGAUUCGAACGAGCUACCAAAUCUACAAGGAUUGUCAGAACGUGCUGAAUGUCAGUCAGGACCUUGCCGCCCAAUCAGACGCUUUCAGACAGUUUGAAGGAGGAGUCAAGCUGGGCAUCGGAUCCUUCAACCUGAUGUUGUCCCUCCUCCCUCAGAGGAUUUUGAGGUUGUUGGAGGUCAUCGGAUUCUCAGGAAACAGGGGUUUUGGUUUGUCUCAGUUGAGAGAGGGAGCGUCCAGUCACAGUUUGCGGGCCAUCCUCUGCUCCCUGACUCUGCUCUUCUACCGCACAUAUGUGUCACUGAUACUCGGAACUGGAGAGGGGAACCUGGUGGAGGCUGAAGCUCUGCUGGAGCCGUACCAACAGAAAUACCCCAAAGGCUCCAUCAUUCUCUUCUACUCUGCUCGCAUCUCCACGCUGCGAGGACACUUUGAGAAGGCCCGGGCACUGUACGAGGAGUGCAUCAGCAGCCAGCAGGAGUGGAAGCAGAUCCACCAUCUUUGUUUCUGGGAGCUGAUGUGGACUCACUCGUACCAACAGGAGUGGCAGCAGGCGUACCGCUACGCCGACCUGCUGUGCAAGGAGAGCCGCUGGUCCAAGGCUAUCUACGUGUACCAGAAGGCGGCUAUCCUCAGUAUGAUGUCUGAGGAGGAUGUGAAGGAGACGGGGGAGGACAUCACGGAGCUCUUCAGGCAGGUGGAGGGGCUAAAACAGCGCCUGGCAGGGAAGUCUAUCCCGACGGAGAAAUUUGCAGUGAGGAAGUCGAGACGCUACAAAGCUGCCAACCCCGUCCCACUGGUCAUCCCCGCACUGGAAAUGAUGUACGUUUGGAACGGUUUCACCAUCGUCGGGAAGAGAGCCGACAGCACCGAGGCCCUGCUGGUUACCAUAGAGACGGCUGAGGAGCAGCUUCACAACGAUCCCCACCCGUCAGAGUUUCAUCCAGAUGACAGCUGCCUGGUCCAGAUGUUGAAGGGCCUCUGCCUGAAACACCUGGGCAGGUUACUGCAGGCCGAGCUGUGCUUCACACAGGUCCUGUCCAGCGAGAGUCGCAUCAGAUAUGAUCACUACUUGAUCCCCUUCACUCUCUACGAGUUGGGUCUGUUAUACAAAGAACAGGGAGACUUCACCAAGGCCACCGCAUACAUCGAAAAUGCCAAGGCGAAUUACAAGGACUACUCCAUGGAGUCCAGACUGCACUUCAGGAUCCACGCGGCCCUCAGCAGCCUCAAAGGAUCACCCGGUGGCACCCCAUAAUACUCGGAAACGCCUCAGACGGCAGCUGGAAACAACAGCGUGUGAAUCAUGAAUCCAGGGGUUGAAAGAACCACCCCUGAAUGAAGAAGCUUAGGUGUGUCGGGGGUUUGAUUUCCACUGACUCUCCUCUUAUUCUCCAUCGCUUGCAAGCUUAUAUUGUAUGUUAUGUUUUUUUCUUAUUUAUUGUUUUGUAUUGUGUGGAAAGAUAAGAUUAUUUACUUCUCAAACAGGCUCGGGCUUCCCGUCAGCGUCUGCCAGCUAAUACUGAGAUUUGAUCUGUAGAUGCAACGCCAUGGUUCAACGCCAAAUGUCAAGUUAAUCACUAUACUGAUAGUUAAAGGGUCAUUUUGUGGGUUUUUUUUCAACCUAUCUUUCCCCAUGCAUUGGUGUCUAAGUGACUGAUGUGAACAAGAAUCCAGUAUUGAGCGAGAACGCUGUAACCGGCAGCCGUGAACUGUGCUGCAACGUAAGCCUUAAGAACAAUUCUUAGCGUCACUCAGCGUCCACUAAAAGUUCUGUUGUUGCCGCUGACAGACUCAGAUUAUUAUUCUAAGUGUCUGACAACAU
Molecule: messenger RNA, 2577 nt
Organism: Sander lucioperca (pikeperch)
Lineage: Eukaryota; Metazoa; Chordata; Actinopteri; Perciformes; Percidae
Product: tetratricopeptide repeat protein 39B
Exons: 19
Coding region: 268-2010 (580 amino acids)
Molecular function (GO): protein binding
Source: RefSeq, a predicted model, not a curated record